GUGGCAGCCUAGCUAAGUUGGCAACACUUUAGUAAAGUCGAGCAACAGUUGUUGUUGAAACGUUGGCUGCGCGCGGGGCUCAUUCCGGUUAAUUAAUUAAUUGUGAACGAAACAGCGAAGUGGAAAUGAGAAUUAUGCCCGCUCGAGUGUGUGCGUUUGCGUGUGUGCGUGCGGGAGCGUAAGCAGCAAUUACUAUUAUGUGCGGCCAACUCCCAAAAAUGAGAACAGGAAUGAAAUGAAAUUAACAAACAACAACAACAAAAAUAUGAAUGGAAUUGUGCAAUAAAUUAUGUUAUUUAAAUAAGCAAAGCAUGCAAAUGUGAACAUUUAAAAUUGCAAAAUCAACUACGUGUUGCUUCAAAUCAACUAGUUGUUUUUAUUGUUUUUGAUUUGCAAAUUCGCGUUGCGUUUUCUUUUUUUGCGCCAACGAAAGUGUAAAGAAACAUAUACGUAUAUGUGUUUGUGUGUCGUGUGAUUAUCAAAGUGUGUUUGUGUUUGUGGUAAAAGUUAGCAGCAACAACAAGAAGAAGAACAACAACAACCAUUCAAGAUGACUGUGUGGAGUGAGUGCAAUGCUAAGCACUCAUUUGGCAUUGCCAAAUGCAACUUUGAUCAGGAUACGAAGCCACAUCGACUCAAUUUGGAUGUUGGGGAUACAGUCAUAAUUCUCAAAGAGACCACACAUUGGUACUACGGCUAUAGACAAAAGGCGAAGGAAACAAGAGGCAUCUUUCCCAAGAGCUAUGUGCAUCUGUGUGAAUAUAAUAUUGUAAAUGGGGAGUAUUGCAUGCAGAGAACCGAUAUCGUUGAAGAGAUCACCAAAGUCUUGCUGGAGUGGGGAGGAAUUGCCAAGAGUUACUUUCUGAGCACAAAUCCCAGCUUUCAGAAGAUUCGUCGAAAGAUGAAUGAGCUUAAUAAUAAUCGAUCUGCAUUAAUAUCCGGCAAUCUGCCGCUAGACGAGAUGCGCAAGGUGAAACUGCAGGCGACGGCUCAGAUUGACACUGGGAACAAGCUGCUCGGUCUGGACAUGGUCGUGAGGGAUGAGAGUGGUGACAUCUUGGACACCAAUGCCAUUUGCACCACCGAGUUGUAUGAGAACCACAUCAAUGCGGUGCAACGCAUUGAAAAGGCAAAUCGCCUGUCCAGCGAUCGUGACAUGUUGCGGGGUCACAACAAAUAUUCGCACAACAUUCUGCUGCAUGUGAAUGCAUUUGUGUGCAAAUUCAUGGAGGAUUCGGAUCUGCUUUUCACACUCUUUGAUGGGGACACACACAAACCGAUCAGUGAGAAUUAUGUGGUGAAAUGGUCACGCACCGGCAUUGCCCGCGACAUUGAUCAGUUUGAUAAUAAUCGUGUGCUCUUCACCGAUCUCAGUCGCAAUGAUUUGAGCAUCUCCAAAAUGUAUCUGGUGUGCUAUGCGAUACGCAUUGGAUCCAUGGAGGUCAAGGACUCCACAGAAUCGAAGCGUACCAGCAUGAGUAUUGCCAACAGUGUCCUCACAGCUGCCAGUCGUAAACAUUCCCAGUUAUCGGUGAAUUCGACGGGAUCUGGAGGCAGCACAAGUGAAUAUCUAAUGCGUCGUCCCUUUGGCGUUGCCUGCAAGGAUCUGACACCGAUCAUUAGCAAACCCGAGGAUUUUCGUGGUAAUCUUGAUCUGCCCUUUAUUAUGUGCGAAAAGGAUACUUUGGAUGGCACACUGCGUAAACUGAUCGCCAACAAGGACAUUGAUAAGAUCGAAUCGAAAAUGGCCGUGACCUUUGAGGUGCUGCGUGGCGAUAUUAAACAAAUCAAGGAGGAUUUUCCACGUCUGGUGCACACCAAUGUGCCUGUGGCACGUAAGAUGGGCUUCCCCGAGGUCAUACUGCCGGGAGAUGUGCGCAAUGAUCUCUAUUUGACCAUUUGCAGUGGUGAAUUUGCACGCAUUGCCAAAACAUCGGAGAAAAAUGUGGAGGUCACAGUUUGUGUGGCCAAUGAACAGGGUCAAUUGGUGCCAGGUGUGAUGAGCAUCGGGGCUGGACAUGCACCGAUCGAUGAAUACAAAUCGGUUGUCUAUUAUCACGACGAUAAGCCCAAGUGGCAGGAGACCUUCAAGAUUCAUGUGCCGAUCGAGGAGUUUAAACAAUGUCAUCUGCGCUUUACACUCAAACAUCGCAGCAGCAACGAGCAAAAGGAUCGUUCCGAGAAACCCUUUGGCCUGGCCUAUGUGCGUCUCAUGCAGGCCAAUGGCACUACCAUUCCACAGGGUCAGCACAUUCUCGCCGUCUACAAGAUCGAUCACAAGAAGUACGACAAGACGGUGGCCAACAGCUACAUGGAAUUGCCCGCCACCACAGCCGAACUCCAUGGCACAAAGCCAUCGAUGAGCGGACUCAGUCUCCUGCCCAAGGAUCAGCUCACCAUUUGCGUUAAUCUCUGCAGCACGAAGCUAACACAGAGCGUGAGCUUGCUGGGACUGUUGAAUUGGUCGGCGCACAAGGAGAUGUUGGAGCAAUCGCUGAAUGCUUUGUCGCUGGUGCCCGGAGAGGAGGUGGUGAAGUUUCUGCAGGAUAUACUCGAUGCACUCUUUAAGAUACUGGUGGAGAAUGAUGAGCCCGAGAAGUACGAUCAGUUGGUCUUUAUGAGCAUUAUACAUUUGAUUGAAACGGUUUCGGAUUUAAAAUAUCAACACUUUCUCACUGUACUCGAUGUUUAUAUCAAUGAAAGCUUCUCCGCCACUUUGGCAUAUACCAAACUCAUGGAUGUGCUGAUGCGGAAUAUAAAAGAUGCCAUUACUCCAAGUGAAAAGUCAGCCGAUGGCAUUGAAUUGGAAGAAAGUGCCGCUGUGCAUCGUCUCUAUAAGACAACCCGAUAUCUGCACUAUGUGAUGAAGUUUGUCAUCAGAUCGCGCGUAUUGUACGCAGCAAUGAAUUGCAAUACGGAUUAUGUUGAUUUUGCCACGAGAUUGCAGGAACUACUCCAGAUGUUUAUCGAUAUGAUUGAUUGCCCCAGCAAUCUGUUGAAAUCGGAGGGAGCCUUACUUAAGAAUCUGCACAUUAUAGCCACCGAUCUAAUGGAAGUUUUCGAUCAAAUGCAUCUCAGCAUUUCAAUAGUAAAGAUUUUGGAAAAGUUUCCGAAACGUCGUCUAACCCAAUCAAAAAUGGGCUGCAUUAAGGAUUUUGUGGAAACAAAGUUGUUUAGCUCUCCGGAAUGUCGUUCUAUAUUAUUGCCGGUCUUCUGUAAACACAUUAAAGAUCAUCUCGAGAGCAACGAUGAGGGUGACUGCAAAACCGAUAUCUGGCAGCAAGAAAAGAAUCUUUCGAAAGCCGCUAAAGUGCUUGGACAAAAAAAAUCCCAUCUGCACACACGUGAAACGACUGCCAACAAAAAGAUCGCCGAGUGCAUCAACAUAAUGAACAAUAUACUUAAAUUGCUGUAUCGCUCCGAUGUGGGACCGACUCAUAAUGAUGUUAGGGACAUUAUGAUUAUCCUGUUGCGUCAGGUGAUGAAAGCGGCGCAUACUUUGGAUCGGGAUACGGGAGUUGUGGGACAAUUUAUAGCCAUUAUGUUGGGAAUACUACAACGCAUGGAUGCCCAGCAUUACAAGUAUUUUGUGAAUGAUUUGCAUCAACAGGACGAGCUCAAGCAUUUUAUUAUUGAAAUCUUGCUGGUGUUUGAGGAACUUGUUUCACCGCAUCAAAAGGCGGUUUUUCCCCGUGAUUGGAUGGACAUGAUAAUGCACCAGAAUACGGUCAUACUUGGAGCAUUGCAACAACUCAGUAUGGUCAUCACCGACUAUUUUCUCUGUCCGGUAUUUGACAAGCAAAUCUGGUCGAAUUUCUUUCAAUGUUCAAUUGCAUUUCUGGUUCAAUCGCCAUUGCAAUUGAACGAUUUCAAUGAUAAUAAACGGCAAAUAGUCUUUGCUCGAUAUCGGGAUAUACGCAAGGAUACGGCAAAGGAGAUACGUAAAAUGUGGUUCCAGCUGGGAAAACAUAAGCCCAAGUUUGUGCCCCAACUUGUGGAGCCCAUUCUGGAGAUGAGCAUGAUACCGGAGACGGAAUUGCGCAGGGAAACCAUUCCCAUCUUUUUCGACAUGAUGCAAUGCGAGUAUUACAGUUCGCGAUUGGAACUGGAGAGCUAUGGCGACACCAAGCACAAUAAUGCCCAUCACAAGGGCAAUUUCUCCGAGUUCAAGACGGCCAUGAUCGAGAAACUUGACAUACUCAUUGGCGCUGGCAAGGGCGAUGCGGAGUACAAAGAGCUGUUCAAGAAGAUAAUGCUGGAAUAUUGUGCAGCCCACAACACACUCAACGUGGAUGGCAGCAAUUUUGUGGCGAUGGUAACCAAGUUGAUGGACAAAUUGUUAGAGUAUCGUUGCAUAAUCCAGGACGAAAGCAAGGAGAAUCGCAUGGCAUGCACUUUCUCACUGCUGCAAUUCUACUCGGAGGUGGAUCUCAAGGAGAUGUACAUACGCUAUGUGUACAAAUUGUGUGCUCUACAAAUGGAAUUCGAGAAUUACACCGAAGCGGCAUUUACACUGAAACUGCAUACGGAGCUAUUACGCUGGAAUGAUACGGAAUUAUCGCCACAGUUGAGGAGUUAUCGGCAUAGCAACUGUCGCACACAUCGCGAGCUGAAGGAGGCGCUUUAUUUUGAGAUUAUGGACAACUUUGACAAGGGAAUGCAGUGGGAAUGUGCUAUUGAUAUGUGCAAAGUGCUCGCCCAGCAAUAUGAGGAGGAGAUCUAUGAUUAUAUUAAGCUCGCCGAGUUGUUGAAACGCAUGGCGCAAUUCUACGAGAAGAUCCUGAAGGAGCUGCGUCACACUUCCGAGUAUUUUCGGGUGUGUUUCUAUGGUCGUGGUUUUCCACGUCUGCUGCAGAAUCGUGUGUACAUAUUCCGGGGCAAGGAAUAUGAACGUCACAGUGAUUUUUGUUCCCGCCUGUUGGUGCAACAUCCUCAAGCGGAGCUAAUGCAAACACUGGAAGCACCGGGCGAGGAUAUAACCCAUGGUGAUGGGCAAUACAUUCAGGUGAACAAGGUGGAACCCAUUAUGGAUGCUGCAUUUGCCAAGUUCAAUGACAAGAUCAUCUCCAAUGAGAUUGUCAAGUAUUUCACCUCCAACAAUGUGCAAAAGUUUCAAUUCUCGCGUCCAUUCCGCGAUAGCACUGGAGGUGGAUCCAUGGAUGAUGUGCGUAAUCUGUGGCUGGAGCGGACCGAGCUGAUUACCCAGUUUCCCUUGCCGGGUAUUCUACGUUGGUUCCCCGUUGUCGAUACGCAUACAUUUAAGAUAUCGCCGCUGGAACGUGCUGUGGAGAUAAUGAAGGAUACGAACAAGGAUAUCAGACAAUUGGUUAUACUAUAUCAGAGUGAUGAAAGUCUGCACAUUAAUCCGCUCAGCAUGAAGUUAAAUGGCAUCGUUGAUCCUGCUGUCAUGGGUGGAUUUGCCAAAUAUGAAGAGGCUUUUCUCACCGAUGAAUAUCUGGAACAGCAUCCAGAUGAUAAGGAUCUGGUUGAGGAGCUCAAGGAACUGAUUGCCAUGCAAAUACCCUUACUCAAUAUCGCCAUUCGCCUGCAUCGCCAGAAGGCGCCGGAUGACUUGAGAGCAAUGCAGGAUCAUCUGGAGUGUUGCUUCUCGGACAUGAAACAGCACGUGGAGUCGCGUUAUGGUCGCAAGUCGUGUGAUCUGAAGAUUGAACGGGAUUCGGUGAUUAUGAGACGCACAAACUCCUUUCUUCCAGCACUCUUUGACAGCAGCAACAAUCGAUUGUCCGAGACGAGCAUGGGAUCCUCUGACAGCGGAUUGUCCAAGUCCACCUUUUUACCACGUCCGCCCACCAACUCCAUCAAGUCGACGCUAGCCAGCUUAAGUUUCAAUACCAGGCCACUCGGACACUCACCUAGCACCAAAGGCAAUAAACACAAGGACAAAACACCCGCUAAAAGACGAUCCAUGAAGAAGGAUCGCGAAACCUUAAGUUUGCCGGUGGCCAAUUGCCAGUGGUAUACGCCGCCUUUGACGACCAUAACAUCAACGCCGGAGAAGGAAAUAAAUACAUCUGUCAAUUCAUUAGCUAGUGCAUCCAACAACUCAUUAAGUGGACCCAAAACGCCAGAUCCGCGUGUGCUGACUGAGGAGUUAACACCCAAACGACCGUUGCGUUCGGAAAAGGACAAAGAACGUCGUCUGUCGCGGCCAGCGAGCAUUGCCACGCCCACUGCCAGCAUUAAGGCGUUCGCCGACACACGAUCGCUGUCUGAGAGCAGCAAUCGCAACUCAGUUGAAACAACCGAUUCGACAUCGGAAGAGGAUAUACGACCGCCGCCAUUGCCGGCCAAGACACGCGACUCUACGGAUUUCAGCAGUCUGACACACAGUCUGGAUUGGAAUCCCAAUGGUUAUAGCAUGUUAAAUGUGCUAAGCAGCAAUACAACGACAACAAUAAGCAGCAGCACAACAACCAUGACAAAGACCAGUAUUACCAAUAACACUUAUGAGUAUCUGGAGGCCACUAACUUCAGCAUACAGGGUAUCAACGAUACGAGCAAACCGCGUCCACCAACGCCGCCGCCGAAGCCAUUGCGGCACAGUAAACACAUUCCAUGAGAACGAGACGAGACGAGACGAGCCAUAAAAAUUUGAAAAACUAAUUAAUCAAAA
Molecule: messenger RNA, 6634 nt
Organism: Drosophila innubila
Lineage: Eukaryota; Metazoa; Arthropoda; Insecta; Diptera; Drosophilidae
Gene: mbc
Product: dedicator of cytokinesis protein 1
Exons: 17
Coding region: 551-6580 (2009 amino acids)
Biological process (GO): cell migration; small GTPase-mediated signal transduction
Cellular component (GO): plasma membrane; cytoplasm
Molecular function (GO): guanyl-nucleotide exchange factor activity; small GTPase binding
Source: RefSeq, a predicted model, not a curated record